AUGCUGAUUCAUCAUCAGAAAUCUUCCUGGUACAUUGGUGUUGGUGAUGCAGAAGAAGAUCAAAUGUUCUAUUACUUCAUCAAAUCUGAGAGUAACCCAAAAGAAGAUCCUCUUCUUGUUUGGUUAACCGGAGGACCUGGCUGCUCUUCUUUCUCUGGCCUUGUUUAUGAGAAUGGUCCUCUUGCUUUUAAGGUUGAGGCAUAUAAUGGAAGUGUACCUUCUUUGGUCUCUACUACAUAUUCAUGGACUAAGGUGGCGAAUAUAAUCUAUUUGGAUCAGCCUGUUGGGACUGGCUUCUCUUACUCAAGAAACCCACUUGCUGAUAUACUAAGUGACACAGGAUCAGCUAAGCGAGUCGAUGAGUUUCUUCGUAAGUUGCUGGACAAGCAUCCUGAAUAUUUCUCCAAUCCUUUUUAUGUCACCGGAAACUCUUAUUCCGGUAAGGUGAUACCGGCCAUCGUUCAAGAAAUCUCGAAUGGAAAUUAUAUAUGUUGCAAACCUCAAAUAAAUCUUCAGGGCUAUGUGCUCGGAAACCCGGUAACAGACUUAUCUGUUGAUUAUAACACUCGCAUUCCAUUUGCUCAUGGAAUGGCACUCAUCUCUGAUGAACUCUAUGAGUCAAUGAAGAGAAGUUGUGGUGGAAAUUAUUUUGAUGUGGAUCCUCUUAACACAGAAUGCUUGAAACUUGUUAAGGAUUCAACAAGAAUAUAUGAAGAACUUAUUCUAGCAUCAAACUGUGAUAAUACAUCUCCUGAUUGCUAUACUUAUCGGUAUUCGCUAUCUGAAUAUUGGGCUAAUAACAAGAGCGUACGCAGAGCACUUAAAGUAGUGAAGGGAACUACAGGGAGAUGGGAUAGAUGUAAUUUUAAUGUGCAGUGUAACCAAGACAUUAAAAGUAGCAUACCAUACCAUAUAAAUAACAGCAUCAAAGGUUAUAGAUCUCUCAUCCUCAGUGGCGAUCAUGGUAUGACAAUCCCUUUCAUUGCAACUCAAACUUGGAUAAGGUCUCUAAACUAUUCCAUUAUUGAGAAAUGGAGGCCAUGGAUGGUACUCGAUCGAGUCGCAGGGUACACCAAGACUUAUGCUAAUAAGAUGACUUUUGCUACUGUGAAAGAAGGUGGACACACGUUAGAGUAUAAACCAGAGGAGAGUUCAAUCCUGUUCAAGAGGUGGAUAAGUGGCCAACCUCUUUAA
Molecule: messenger RNA, 1194 nt
Organism: Arabis nemorensis
Lineage: Eukaryota; Viridiplantae; Streptophyta; Magnoliopsida; Brassicales; Brassicaceae
Source: the annotation of a GenBank genome assembly